AUGUUCAGCUCCAGUUUAAUCCUUCUGCUGAUUUUAACUCUGCAAAGCCAUGAAAGGGUGGUGGAAGGAAUGGAUCAGCGAGCUUAUGACUACACCAAGUACCACAACAUGGAUGAGAUCUCGACGUGGAUGGAGCAGACGGAGAAUGAUCACCCGGGCAUUGUCUCCAGCAUGAUCUUAGGCACGACGUACGAGAAGAGGAACAUUAAGCUAUUAAAGAUCAGCCUGGGCAGCACCGAGCAGAAGAAGAUCAUCUGGAUGGAUUGUGGAAUUCAUGCUCGGGAGUGGAUCGCUCCGGCCUUCUGUCAGCACUUUGUCAAGGAGAUCCUGGGUUCCUACAAAACGGACCCAAAAGUGGGUGAGAUGCUUAAAAACCUGGUCUUCCACCUCACGCCGGUCCUGAACAUGGACGGAUAUGUUUACUCGUGGAAGGAUAACACGACCAGAUUAUGGAGGAAGAGCAGAUCACCGGGCUCAGGUAACUGUACGUGUAACGGGACUGAUCUGAACCGGAACUUCUACGCUAACUGGGGAAUGGUCGGCAUUUCCAGAAACUGCUGUUCUGAGAUCUAUAACGGACAAACGCCUCUGUCUGAGCCCGAAGCACAAGCGGUGACGGACUUCCUCAGCACAAACCGAGACCAAAUGCUCUGCUACCUCACCAUCCACUCUUAUGGCCAGCUGAUCCUGGUGCCUUACGGACACCCCAACAUAUCGGCGCCCAAUUACGAUGAACUGAUGGAAGUGGGUUUGGCAGCAUCGAAGGCCAUCAAAAAAGUUCAUGGGAUGGAAUACAGAGUGGGGUCGCCACCCAACGUCCUGUACCCUAACUCGGGCUCAUCGCGUGACUUUGCGCGUCUCAUUGGGAUCCCGUUCUCCUUCACGUUUGAGCUGCGGGAUAAAGGUCAGCACGGCUUUGUGCUUCCUGAAGAGCAGAUCCAGCCUACCUGUGAAGAAGCAUACCAGGGUGUGUUGUCCAUCCUCACAUACGUACAUGAUACAACCUUCACCCACUCAGGAGCUACCAGCGUGACUGCUACAAUGUGGAGUGUGAUCGUAAUAGCAUGGCUCUCUAGCGCCACCUUUUGA
Trichomycterus rosablanca is the source of this 1089-nucleotide messenger RNA. It is a transcript of the gene cpo, whose product is annotated as carboxypeptidase O. The record is from RefSeq and is a predicted model, not a curated record. The transcript has 9 exons. Gene Ontology annotation, biological process: proteolysis. Lineage: Eukaryota; Metazoa; Chordata; Actinopteri; Siluriformes; Trichomycteridae. The coding region runs from base 1 to 1089 and encodes 362 amino acids. Gene Ontology annotation, molecular function: metallocarboxypeptidase activity; zinc ion binding.